AUGCUACGAUACCCAGCUACCACAAUCUCCUUGACGAUGGCCGAGAUCAAGGACUUCGAGCAGAAGCGUCGUUUCAGAAGAUAUCUGGUGAUGGAAGAUGCUCGGGCAGCUCGGGCAGCUCGGGUGCAGAGCCGGGCGCCGCCCGAUUCCGUGAAACCGGCCGAGUCUGUAGCCCUUGAAGUUAUCGCCUCCAAGAACCCGGGCCACGAUGUCGAACAAGCCACAAAGCUCGUGGUUGAAACUGGCCCUACUGACACGGACGUGACUGUAGACGACACAGCAUCGCGCAUGAAGCUUCCCUGUCAACGUUCUCGCAGUUCGCCGAUUGUUGAACCGUCAGAAGACGCAGUCUCGCCACGCCCGUCAACUGCAUCAAGUGCCAGUCACACGCCGUCCUAUUCAGGCACUCAACGAUCGCCGACCAUAUCGUCAUUGGCGGCGCGAAGGGACUUGGAACACAUGCCGCCCAUAACACCGCAGCGAGUCUCUUCGCUCGCCGCAACUGUGGAUGCGCACUUCACUAGGCCUUCCACGGACGGCGAAACAGAGUUGGACCAGUCUACUGUAAGAUAUAUAGAGGCCUACACCAGGUCACCCACUCGCCCGCUGCCGUCGACGGGUAACGCUCCAAAUUCGAAUACGUCCUCGCGUGAAAGGCGGUCUGAGGGACGAAUCGUGGAUACACCACGUCCAAGCUCCAGGCUUGAGGUUUACAACGACUCCUUACCAUCAUCUGUGCAGCCUCGAACUCCUCGUAACUUGGCAGAGACACGCCAUCAGAGCCGGCUGCAUGGCUCCUAUACGGCGCCUAUCACCCGAUCCAUGCGGCAAUCUGGCUACAGUUCCAGUACCGCGCGUGGACGCUCCAGCAGAGCCCAUAGUCCCUCUGGGAUGGAAACACCAGGCUUCCGUGGGCUGUACGGUGGCGUAGAGAACUCGGAUGACUUGACGCUCUUUCAGGAGGCUUCUAGGCUCCAUGCGGGUCAGGAAGACGACGACGCAGGCCAAGGCUAG
Neoarthrinium moseri is the source of this 1014-nucleotide messenger RNA. RefSeq lists its product as uncharacterized. The transcript is spliced from 3 exons. Lineage: Eukaryota; Fungi; Ascomycota; Sordariomycetes; Amphisphaeriales; Apiosporaceae. The record is from RefSeq and is a predicted model, not a curated record. The coding region runs from base 1 to 1014 and encodes 337 amino acids.